GCCGAGCCGAGCGGGCGUCGGUCCCCGGAGCGGCAAUGCGCGGCGGUCGGAGGCUGUGACCUGAGCGCGGCGGCGCGGUCGAGACCUCUGCAUGGCGGCCCGUUGAGGCGGCGGCGGCGGCGGCAGCUCCUCCGGGCGCGGCGUGGCAGCGGCCGGGGUGAUGCUGCUUAAGCUCUUACAGAGACAGACCUAUACCUGCCUGUCCCACAGGUAUGGGCUCUACGUCUGUUUCGUGGGCGUCGUUGUCACCAUCGUCUCCGCCUUUCAGUUUGGAGAGGUGGUUCUGGAAUGGAGCCGAGACCAAUAUCAUGUUUUAUUUGAUUCCUAUAGAGACAAUGUUGCUGGGAAGUCCUUUCAGAAUCGGCUCUGCCUGCCCAUGCCGAUCGACGUGGUUUACACCUGGGUGAAUGGCACAGAUCUUGAACUUCUGAAGGAACUACAGCAGGUCAGAGAACAAAUGGAGGAGGAGCAGAAAGCAAUGAGAGAAAUCCUUGGGAAGAAUACAACGGAACCAACUAAGAAGAGUGAGAAGCUGGAAUGUUUGCUGACACACUGCAUUAAGGUGCCAAUGCUUAUCCUGGACCCAGCCCUGCCGGCCAACAUCACCCUGAAAGACCUGCCAUCUCAUUAUCCUUCUUUUCAUUCUGCUAGUGACAUAUUCAAUGUUGCAAAACCAAAAAACCCUUCUACUAAUGUCUCAGUUAUUGUUUUCGACAGUACUAUGGAAGUGGAAGGUGCCCAUGCUGCACUGUUUAGAGGAAACAGCAAACAGACAGUUUGGAGGGGCUACUUGACCACAGAUAAGGAAGUCCCUGGGCUAGUGCUAAUGCAAGACUUGGCUUUCCUGAGUGGAUUUCCACUGACCUUCAAGGAAACAAAUCAACUAAGAACAAAACUGCCAGAAAAUCUUUCUUCUAAAAUCAAACUGUCUAAGCAGGAUGAAGACAUUUCUGCCAGUCGUUUUGAAGAUAAUGAAGAGCUGAGAUACUCACUGAGAUCUAUUGAGAGGCAUGCACCCUGGGUUCGGAAUAUUUUCAUUGUCACCAAUGGGCAGAUUCCAUCCUGGCUGAACCUUGACAAUCCUCGAGUAACAAUAGUAACGCACCAGGAUGUUUUUCGAAAUUUGAGCCACUUGCCUACCUUUAGUUCACCUGCAAUUGAAAGUCACAUUCAUCGCAUUGAAGGGCUGUCCCAGAAGUUUAUUUACCUAAAUGAUGAUGUCAUGUUUGGGAAGGAUGUCUGGCCAGAUGAUUUUUAUAGUCACUCCAAAGGUCAGAAGGUUUAUUUGACAUGGCCUGUGCCAAACUGUGCCGAGGGCUGCCCGGGUUCCUGGAUUAAAGACGGCUAUUGUGACAAGGCUUGUAAUAAUUCAGCCUGUGAUUGGGAUGGUGGUGAUUGCACCGGCAACACUGGAGGAAGCCGCUAUAUCCCAGGAGGCGGGGGCACUGGAAGUAUUGGAGUCGGACAGCCCUGGAACUUUGGUGGAGGAGUAAAUGGUGUCUCUUACUGUAAUCAAGGAUGUGCAAAUUCUUGGCUCGCUGAUAAGUUCUGUGACCAAGCCUGCAAUGUCUUGGCCUGUGGGUUUGAUGCUGGCGACUGUGGGCAAGAUCAUUUUCAUGAAUUAUAUAAAGUAACUCUUCUUCCAAACCAGACUCACUAUAUUAUUCCAAAAGGUGAAUGCCUGCCUUAUUUCAGCUUUGCAGAAAUAGCCAAAAGAGGAAUUGAAGGUGCCUACAGUGACAAUCCAAUCAUUCGACACGCUUCUAUUGCCAAUAAGUGGAAAACCAUUCACCUCAUUAUGCACAGUGGAAUGAAUGCAACCACGAUACACUUCAAUCUCACACUUCAAAACAGAAAUGACGAAGAGUUCAAACUCCAGAUAACAGUAGAGGUAGAUACAAGGGAGGGAGCAAAGCCGAAUUCUACGAUCCAGAAGGCUCAUGAAAAUUUAGCUAACUCCGUAACGCUUCUUCCAGAGGCAGAAGCCGUGUUUGAGGAGGUUCCUGAAGGAAAACGUUUCCCAAAGGUCAGGAGACAUGAUGUUAGCACAAAUAGAUUUCCAGAGGAAGUGAAAAUUCCUGUGGUAAAUACUUCACUCCUUCCAAAAGAGGUCCAGUUGAGUCUGAAUAACUUGGAUUUGCAACUGGAACGUGGAGACAUCACCUUGAAGGGAUACAAUUUGUCCAAGUCAGCCUUGCUGAGAUCAUUUUUGCUGAACUUACAGGAUGCUAAUGUAAAAAUAAAUCAAGGUAUAUUAACAGACAAAAUAAAAAACAGUUUGGUGGCCCUACCAGAAAAACAGGUUCACAAAAGCAGCUUGCCAGACAGCUUAGGAGCAUCUGACAGAAUACAGAAGUCAUCUUUUCCAACAGUGACCCUAAAAGUGAAUGGUCACUACCAGAGUCAGAAUCCACUCCCAGACUUGGAGGCCAAAGCAAGAGUUAUAUCGGAAAGUAAGACCCAAAAAGUAGUAGGUGGAUUAAAAGAAAAACUGUCACCUCCGAUUGUUCCGCUAGAAAACCAUGUGAAAAAAGAAACAAUCACAGGGAAAGAAGAAAAGAAAAACAGAAUGGAGGAAAAUGCUAAAAAUCACAAAAGUGUUAAUCAAGUAUUACUUGGAAGAAAGCUGCAGCAUUACACAGGAACUUACCUGGGCUUCUUGCCUUGGGAGAAAAAGAAGUAUUUCCAAGAUCUUCUUGAUGAAGAAGAGUCGUUGAAGAAACAACUGGCAUAUUUUACUGAGAGCAAACAUACUGGGCGGCAACUGAAAGAUACUUUUGCAGAUUCCCUGCGAUAUGUAAAUAAAAUUCUAAAUAGCAAGUUUGGGUUCACAUCUCGGAAAGUCCCUGCUCACAUGCCUCACAUGAUUGACCGAGUUGUUAUGCAGGAACUCCAAGAUAUGUUCCCUGAAGAAUUUGAUAAGACGUCAUUUCACAAAGUGCGACAUUCUGAAGAUAUGCAGUUUGCCUUCUCUUAUUUUUACUAUCUCAUGAGUGCAGUUCAGCCACUGAAUGUGUCUCAAGUCUUUGAUGAAGUUGAUACAGACCAGUCUGGUGUCUUGUCUGACAGAGAAAUACGAACUCUGGCUACCAGAAUUCAUGAGCUGCCUUUAAGUUUGCAGGAUUUGACAGGUCUGGAACAUAUGUUAAUAAAUUGCUCAAAAAUGCUUCCUGCCAAUAUCACUCAGCUAAACAAUAUUCCACCGACUCAGGAAGCUUACUAUGACCCCAAUCUGCCACCAGUCACUAAAAGUCUAGUAACCAACUGUAAACCAGUAACUGACAAAAUCCACAAAGCAUACAAGGACAAAAACAAAUAUAGGUUUGAAAUUAUGGGAGAAGAAGAAAUUGCUUUUAAAAUGAUUCGUACCAAUGUUUCUCAUGUUGUUGGUCAAUUGGAUGACAUAAGAAAAAAUCCCAGGAAGUUUGUUUGCCUGAAUGACAACAUUGACCACAAUCAUAAAGAUGCCCAGACAGUGAAGGCUGUUCUCAGGGACUUCUACGAAUCCAUGUUCCCCAUACCUUCCCAGUUUGAGCUGCCAAGAGAGUAUCGGAAUCGUUUCCUUCACAUGCAUGAGCUUCAGGAAUGGAGGGCUUACCGAGACAAAUUAAAGUUUUGGACCCAUUGUGUACUGGCAACGUUGAUUAUGUUUACUAUAUUCUCAUUUUUUGCUGAGCAGUUAAUCGCACUUAAGAAGAAGAUAUUCCCCAGAAGGAGGAUACACAAAGAAGCCAGUCCCAAUCGAAUCAGGGUAUAGAAGAUCUUCAUUUGAAAAUCAUCUACCUCAGCAUUUACUGAGCAUUUUAAAACUCAGCAUCACAGAGAUGUCUUUGUGAUGUGUUGUUUAUUAGCCAUCUUGGCCCGAAGAAGGAUAACAUCCAGUACCAUGCUGUUUUGUGUCAUGAAUAUAACCCCUUGACCAGGAAUCGUUCAACUGCCACACUGAAAACUUGUGUGUUGAGCAGCUCUGAACUAGUUUUACUUUUAAAGCAUUUGCUUGUGAACCUGUCAUCUUUUUUAUAAAAAGGCUAACUGACAAGAGACAGCUGCUAAUUUCCCAGAGCAACCAUUGUGGACUUACUUUAAUAUGAGAAGCCUAGGCCAGCUUAGGAGUGAUUACUAAGAGACCCCAGUCUUUGCAUUUCAAAGUCUUCUGCUAUAGUUUCAUGCUCCCCCCCAUUUCCCAUUUUUAAAUUAAGUAGUUACUAAGUUAAUUAAUUAUUCUUCUGAACAUAACGAAUUAUGAUGUCUAAACAUAUUUUUGUAGAUGUUAUUUAAAUAGUGCAGUGGUAUUGCCUCCUAUUGGCAAUAUCUAAAUUAUGGAUUUUAUUAAUGAUGAAGAUUGUACGUGGUCUUAAACCACUGAUAACUACUGAAGAGCUCAAUGACUGACAUCUGAAACACUCUGUGCUUGUUUACUUCAGCCCCCAGGAAUACUAUGAUUUCAUGUGCAAGCCUAAUUACAAAGGGCUAGAGUCAAGUAGCAGUGCUACUUACCAGAUGUAAUUAUGUUUUAGAAAUGUACAUAUUCAAACAGAAGUGCCUCGUUUUAGAAAUGAGUAUGCUGAUGGCACCAGCACAUUACAGUGGUGGUUUAAUACUUCGCAGUAUAUCAUAAUAGCUCUCUCUGUAAAAGCCCAGAUAGUAAAUAAUUGCAGGUCACAUGUAGUUCUGUCACACAUUAUUCUAUGUUUGGCUGUUCUUUUUUUUUGAAUGACUGUCUAAAAUAUGUAAAAAACAUGUUUAGCUUGCAGCUGUACAGAAACAGGCCACCAGCUAGAUUUGACUCACAAGCCAUUGUUUUCUGAUCACUGAGAUUCAUAUUUUUGUGUAUAGGUAAAUCCUGAUAUUCAGCCAUAUUCUGUUUAUGUCAUUAUAUAGUGGAUUGUGGAGACCAAAUCCCACAAGUCCUUUUUGAACUCUGAGAGGUACUUUAGAUCAUGAUUUCAACAGUAUUCUUUCAAAAUGGCACACAUCUUUGUAAAAAGAUCUUGAAGUGUAAA
Molecule: messenger RNA, 5003 nt
Organism: Otolemur garnettii (small-eared galago)
Lineage: Eukaryota; Metazoa; Chordata; Mammalia; Primates; Galagidae
Gene: GNPTAB
Product: N-acetylglucosamine-1-phosphate transferase alpha and beta subunits
Exons: 20
Coding region: 161-3757 (1198 amino acids)
Biological process (GO): carbohydrate phosphorylation; N-glycan processing to lysosome
Cellular component (GO): Golgi apparatus
Molecular function (GO): calcium ion binding; UDP-N-acetylglucosamine-lysosomal-enzyme N-acetylglucosaminephosphotransferase activity
Source: RefSeq, a predicted model, not a curated record